AUGGCUAAAAAUAGAAGCAGCAGCAGCAGCAGCAGCAUCCGUAGAUGCGGCAGCAGUGCUGUAACAAAAAAGGCUAGCAGCACGAAAUCUGCAGCAGCAGCAGCAACAGCAGCAGCAGCAGCAGCAGCAGUAACAAGACAAGGAAGCGGGAGACCAAGAGGGAGACCUAGGGCUGCAUCUGUAGGUGUCUUGGAUGCAGAGGCAGAGAAACCAUCGCAGCAGAAGCAGCAGCAGCAGCAGAAGCAGCAGCAGCAGAAACAACAGCAGCAGCAGCAGCAGCAGCUAAAGAAGCAACCAUCAAAGAAACAGCAGCAGCAGCAGCAGCAGCAGCAGCAAAAGAAAAAGAUAGAAGAUAAGAAAGAAGCAGUUAAGGAAGAAUCUAACAAACAAAGAGACGAAAGAAAUAAGAAAAGAAAUGAUUCUGCUGCUGCUGCUGCUGCUGCAGCAACAGCAGCAGCAGCAGCACAAGACACAACUAAAAGGAGAGCAUCAUCAGUAAAAGAAGAAAAAUCUAAGACUCCUGCUGCUGCUGCUGCUGCUGCUACAGACAGCAGCAGCGACAACGGUAGCGAGGACUAUAGCGAACCUAGCAGCAGCAGCAGCAGCCGCAGCAGCAGCAGCAGCAGCAUCAAGAAACCUACUGCAGCAGCAGCAUCCAAGAAAAGAAAAGAAUCAGCAGCAACAAGUGCUGCAGCAGACAGCAGCAAAAAUAAAAAUGAUAAGCAGCAAGACAAAAGACAACGCCGUGCAUGCAGCAGCCGCCGCUAA
Molecule: messenger RNA, 768 nt
Organism: Eimeria maxima
Lineage: Eukaryota; Apicomplexa; Conoidasida; Eucoccidiorida; Eimeriidae
Exons: 1
Coding region: 1-768 (255 amino acids)
Source: RefSeq, a predicted model, not a curated record